Podarcis raffonei (Aeolian wall lizard) is the source of this 1411-nucleotide messenger RNA. It is a transcript of the gene POLR3D, whose product is annotated as RNA polymerase III subunit D. Gene Ontology annotation, biological process: transcription by RNA polymerase III. Bases 109 to 1302 code for a protein of 397 amino acids. Gene Ontology annotation, cellular component: RNA polymerase III complex. Lineage: Eukaryota; Metazoa; Chordata; Lepidosauria; Squamata; Lacertidae. The transcript is spliced from 9 exons. The record is from RefSeq and is a predicted model, not a curated record. Gene Ontology annotation, molecular function: DNA binding.
UGGACGCCGCUUGCGCGCCUCAGCCCCUUUGCCGAGGCGGCGCCUGAGGAGCCGCGAAGGGCGCCGCGCGGGAGGUCGAGGGAAGGCGGCCGUUUCGGGUCAUUCAAGAUGUCAGAAGGAACCUCAGGUAACGAUACUGGGAAUCCUGGAGGCAGCAUCCGGCCCAUGCUUAGUGCUGCACGAGGGUUGAUAGGGAGAAGAACCACUGCCCCAAUUACCCCAGGCCGACUGCCCUCCAUUCGCUCCAGAGACCUGACUCUUGGUGGAGUUAAAAAGAAAACCUUUGCUCCCAACAUAAUUAGCAGGAAAAUCAAAGAAGAGCCAAAAGAGGAAAUUAACAUCAAGAAAGAGAAGAAGGAGCGUGAUCGAGACCGGCAGAGAGAUGGUCAUGGACGAGGCAGAGGGAGGCCAGAGGUCAUCCAGUCUCAUUCCAUCUUUGAGCAAGGUCCAGCAGAAAUGAUGAAGAAAAAAGGCACCUGGGAUAAGACUGUGGAUAUGUCUGACUUUGGCCCAUCCCACAUCAUCAACAUAAAGAAAGAGAAAAGGGAGACAGAUGAGGAAACCAAGCAGAUCCUGCGCAUGCUGGAGAAGGAUGAUUUCCUUGAUGACCCAGGCUUGAAAAAUGACAUCCGGAACAAGCCAGUCCAGCUUCCUCUGGCCCAUUCAGGCUGGCUUUUCAAGGAGGAGGAUCAAGAGGAUGUCAAGCCUUUGAGCUCCAGUGCCAGGGAGGAGGACAUGGAAGUAGACACAUCUUCAGUGAAAGUGAAAGAGGAGCCCCAUGAUGAAGAAGAGAACCCACUGGUCCUCAGACCAGCUCCUGCAAAGGCACCCCCUCCCUUCCCCCAGGAUGUGUCUGUUGCGGAGCUGCUGCAGCGGCUCAGCCUCUGCAAGGAGGACGAGUUGCUCUUUCUACAGCUACCAGAUACGCUGCCAGGACAGCCGCCCACCCAGGACACCAAGCCCAUCAAAACUGAGGUGCAAAGUGAAGAUGGGCAGGUGAUGGUGAUAAAGCAGGAGAAGAACCAGGAAGCCAAAGAGGCAGAGAACAUCUGCACCCUUGGUGACCUCUCUGAAGGGCAGGUGGGGAAGCUGCUGAUCCGCAAAUCAGGGAAGGUGCAGCUAGUUCUGGGCAGGGUGACUCUUGAUGUGACCACAGGGACACCCUGCUCCUUCCUUCAGGAGCUGGUGUCAGUGGGCAUUGGAGACAGUAGGAGUGGCGAGAUGAUCAUCCUGGGCCACGUGAAGCACAAGCUGGUCUGUGCCCCAGAUUUUGAAUCCCUGCUGGAACAGAAACAUCGGUAGAGAGCAUGGGCUGUGGCAAAGGCCUGUGGACAGGACUGCUUGCCCUUCCUCGAGGUUCCUUUAGAAGUAACAGUGACUGGGCUGUCCAGAAGAGCCUUGUUCCGAAUCU